AUGGAGGUCCAAGAGGAAAAAUCCGGAUCUCCCCAAAUGGGAGGUGAGAAAGAAUUGCGAAGCUCUUCAAAGCUCGCUGCUGAAGUCCAAGACCUGGAGAAGCAGCUGUCACGGAUCAAAGUCCAUGUUCCUAAAGGUGUAUGUGAAUUUGAUUGGAGCAAGAUUGUCACGGCCCACUUGCCGGAGUCCUACAAAAGCAACACACCCAAGGAGCAGCUGCUUCUACAGGUGGCGGAUAAUUUCCAUCGGCAGUACGCACACCUUUGCCCGGACCGUGUACCCCUCUUCCUUCACCCAAUCAAUGAAUGUGGCAUGGAAAAAUUUGUAAGCACAACGGUUCGGCCAACUCUGCUCCCUUACUCAGAGUUGUACAACUGGGAUAGUGCCGCUCGUUUUGUUUCUGAUUACCUCAACAUGGAGCCUCUUCCUUCUCCACUAGCACCGCCCUGUUACUUAUGUUCACCAACAACCAUCUUGAGGUACCAGCGAGGAAACUGCUUUGAUUUUAGUGUCCUUUUAUGCUCUCUGCUAAUUGGGGCAGGCUACGAUGCCUACUGCGUGAACGGCUAUGCCACCAAGGACAUUUGCAUGAUGGACGAGUCCACGGAAGAGUGCCCACUCUUACAGAAGCCAGAAGAGAUUGUGAAAAAGAAGGAGAAGGCUAAGAAGUAUGCCAUCAAGCCCCCACGUGACCUGCGGAGCAAGUAUGAAUUACGCCAGGAAGAGAAGCAACAGGCUAAAGAACAGGCUGCAGACGAGAAGAAACAGAAGGAGGAAGAAGAGAAGAAAGCUCUGGAAGAGAAGCCGAUAGUGGACCGUCUGCAGGGACUCCGUGUCCACGCCUGGGUGCUCGUUCUCUCUGGCAAGCGGGAAGUGCCUGAAAGUUUUUUCAUUGAUCCUUUCACUGGGAAAAGCUACAGCACUGCUGAUGAUCACUUCCUGGGUAUUGAGAGUCUGUGGAACCAUCGGAAUUAUUGGAUCAACAUGCAGGAUUGCUGGAAUGGUUGCAGGGAUCUUCUGUUUGAUCUCGGAGACCCUGUGCGAUGGGAAUUCAUGCUUCCCAGCACCGACAAACCCUUGUUGUCCCUGCCAGAAAUGGAGGAGGAGGAAGAUCUGGGCGAAGAUGAUGUGGAAGAUUUGAUGAAGGAAGAUGAAUCAAAGAGUUUUGACAUGCCUGCAUCUUGGGUGGAGCAGAUCCAUAUAUCUCCCAAAGAAUUUGAGACUCGCUGUCCUCAAGGCAAGAAACUGAUUCAAUAUAAGAAUGCCAAGUUGGAGAAAUGGGCACCAUAUCUUAAUGUCAAUGGCCUAAUCACCCGAUUGACAUUGUAUGAAGAUCCAGAUUGUACCAAAGUGCUUGAAGUGAAAGAGUGGUUCAAGAACCGCGAAGACAAGUUGGACAUUCGAGAAUUAAAUAAGCAAACCAACAUCAUAGCAGAGCAAUUCCUACCUGGACAUGCCCUGGGCCUGAGAGCACAUAUGUACAAGACCAUGGAACCGGAGACCGAGCGCACGAUGGAAUUCUACAACGAGACACGGGUGGACGGCCUUCAGAAACGCACAGAAACUUCCCAAGAGAUGGCAGAGUAUUUUGAAGGCCGCUUAGAUUUUCUUAGCUACCGUCAUGCCGAGUUUGGCAAAAGAAUCAAGAAACUUACCAAGAAGAUGGCUACCACUGAAAGCAAUGCCCGGCCAAUUUUGAAAAUCACCGAGAGGUUCCACAGGAACCCAAGCAAACCAGCCGAUGAAGAUGUGGCCGAACGCGUUUUUUUGAUCUCAGAAGAUAAGAUCAUUCUGACUUACCACUGCAAGGAGAAUUACAUCACCCCUUCCAAGAGGGAGUUUAAUAAGCAUACCGAUGUGGACAGCAAGGGAAAUAAGAUUAUCAUGAGCCGAGAUAUGUGCAUCAGUUAUCAGGCAGGGCCUGUGGAGAAAGAAAAGAAACUCUUCCAUCUCUAUGAAAUGCUGAUGCAGCUGAUUGAAGACGAGAAACGUUCCCGCCAUCUAGUGUGGGAAUCUGAGAUCGAGGUCCUGGAGCUUCUGAGGAUUCGAGGAGAGGAAGAAGCUGCUAGCAAGUUGAGUGUCUCCAUUUAUGACACGGAAAGAAAUGAGAAGAGUAAAGAACAUCGUGAAACCAUAGAGCGCCUACAGCAAGAGGAGCGCCAGCGCCAAGUGGAGCAGGAGCUGGAUUACCUGGCGCCCUUCCUCAUUCAAGUGGGAGGCCUUGAAAAGAUGACCAAGUGGCUCGCUUUGCGCCUGAAAGAAGACUGCCUGAACGAUUUCAAGCAUCGUCUCGUGGACAAGGCCAACCUCAUCCAAGCACGGUUUGAGAAGGAAACUCAAGAACUCCAGAAGAAGCAGCAGUGGUACCAGCAGAACCAACUCAACAUGACCUUAGAGGAUGAAGACGCCUACCUGAACUACUGCUCAGAGGCCAUGUUCCGCAUCCGCAUUUUGGAGCUCCGACUCAGCAGGCAUAAAGAGAGGGCACCGCUGAAAUAUAUAGCAUUAGAAGAGAAACUUUCCAAAGAUCCUCGUCUCUCUGAAUAUCUCAAAUUUUAUGUUUAAUUUUUCUGUGACUCAUUUUGGGGAAGUGCUCCUCAAAGGCCAGGUGAAGUUAAUGAAACUUCCGAGCAGCUUUGAAGAACAUUUUAUUUUUCUCAGGCCACUUUCUUCCUCCCCACAAACUUUUGCAACUUUCUGGUUAAGAAAGCAUCAAGGAAAAGAAACUUUAAUUCUUUGAAUCUCUCAAUGGAGCAAUACUUUAAAAACCUCUGGGUUUUGAUAGCUAAAUAUAUGGGU
Molecule: messenger RNA, 2799 nt
Organism: Pseudonaja textilis
Lineage: Eukaryota; Metazoa; Chordata; Lepidosauria; Squamata; Elapidae
Source: RefSeq, a predicted model, not a curated record